AUGUUCGCGCGAAGGCCGCUGGGAUGGUUCGGGAUGCAUGGCCGAGCGGUGUCACACACGUCUCUGCAUAGGAUGCGCCUGUUGGACUCGGAUCCGGGGCGAAUACUGUACCAGGACAUUCGGGCGCGGGCGGGAAAGCCCUGGUCACACGCACGUCGUCGAGGGGGCGAGCCGGCGCUUCCGGAGGCGAGGAUCCUCGUCAUCGACGGCACGAACCUCCUCUUCCACUGCUUCGGCCUCGCGAAGCGCUACAAGCAGGGCCGGAGCACCGCUCCGGGCACCGCGCCACACGACAUUUACCGAAGAUGGGUCGAGAGGCUGGAGAGGAGACUAGGAGCCGCGAUGUCGAUAAGUGUGUUCGAUCCCGAGCGAUCGAAGGGCGCGAUGACGGUGCGCACGCGGAUCAAGAAGUCGUACGGGCGCCAGCGGCCCGACACGGCCAAGAACCCGCAACGCAAGGACGCAAAACACGUGUCGCGUGCCAUCACGAAGCCCGAAAACGGCUUCUGGUGCAUCGCACCGGGCGACAUGUACGAGGCCGACGACGGCAUCGCCGCGGUCUGCCGGGAAAUCGCCUCCCGCCACCCAGACGUGCCCAUCGCCGUCGUCAGCGGCGACACCGACAUGUGUCAGGUCCUCGCGACGCCCGGCGGCAACGUGUGGUGGCUGCGCAUCUCCGGCUCGUCCUCGUCCUUCCCCCCCGAGCCCAUCACGCCGGAGUCCUUCCACGCCUCCAACGGGUUCCCCCCCUCGGCGGCACCCUGCCUCUUCGCGCUGCGCGGACAUCGCGAGAAGGGCGUCACGCUCGCGCAGGCGCCCUCCGUGCAGUGCGCGAAGCGCCUCCUGGUCCGCUUCGGCAGCAUCGAGGGCAUCGUCGCGGCGGGCAAGGCGGGCACGCUCCGCCACUGGGGCCCGCAAGUGUCCAAGAUCUUCUCCGAGGCGGACGCGCGGACCGUGAACGCGUUCCUGAAGAACCGCGACCUCUUCCGGCUGCACAGCAACCCCGACGAGGUGCUCCGGCGGGACACGCUGGAGCUGAUGCGCGGCGGCGCGCUGGGGGCCAUGGUGGAGCUGGUGGCGGGGAUGAAGACGACGGAGGAGAUUCCGGGGCCGGAGUUCGACGUCAUGGGCUCGAAGUGGUCCGGGGACCCGUGGUAUGAGCAGCAGAUGUCGGGGCCGAGCAUUCGGCGGUUCGCCAUGCGGCCUGGCGAGGCGCUCGGGCCCGCGCUGCUGCCGGACGACGAGGUGCACCGGAUAGCGAUGGGCAAGGCGGUGGAGAAGGUGCGGAGCGUGCUGGAGAAGGGGAUGCAGGCGGCUUCGGACGCGCACCCGGCGCUGAAGACCUGCGAGGUUGUGUCGUGGCAUCGCGCGCCCGGCGCGGCAACGAUCGACGUGGCGGUGCUGCGCGACAACGGCAGCGUGCACAUGGGGCUCGUGGUGUACACGGCGGAGGAGAAGGAGCGCGGGCCGCCCGGGUGGGUGAAGGCGAGGCUGCGCGUUUUGAAGAAGGCAUAUGGCCGCGAGCGGCCGCGGCUGAGCGCCGUGUCGACGGACGCGGUGCAGCUGGCGGCGUUCCUGGACGUGGAAGAGGGGAUCGAGGCGCUGCUGGGCGAGCUGGUUCGCGACCUGCCGUGCGCGGAGGAUACAAAUGUGGCGGCUGCAGGCAGCUCGUAG
Molecule: messenger RNA, 1674 nt
Organism: Pedinophyceae sp. YPF-701
Lineage: Eukaryota; Viridiplantae; Chlorophyta; Pedinophyceae
Source: the annotation of a GenBank genome assembly